This is a messenger RNA of Mycena citricolor, 1126 nucleotides long. The record is from the annotation of a GenBank genome assembly. NCBI's taxonomy places the organism in Eukaryota, Fungi, Basidiomycota, Agaricomycetes, Agaricales, Mycenaceae.
UUUCGCCUCCUUUCUAUUCGGAAGGAUAGGCUAUUCGCAUCGAUUGAUUAACGACGGAUUCCCAAUGUGGCUUCCAGAGCUGUGAUACUCUCUUGCAUAGCCUGAACCCACGUUCGGAAUCGCAACUCAGACGAAAGAGCGAAUGAAAUUGUGCCAAGCGAUCCCACGCGGUCACGAGACCACUUCUCGUGAGACGCGCGUGAUUAACAACUUUCUUCAUUUGCCCUGUCAGUUAUUUUUGGGUGCGGCCGAACGACCUACUUGCGGAGAUGAGUCUACGAAGCAACACCUCGUCUCUCACCACCCGCCGCUCAUCUUGCACCACACCAUCUCGAACGAACCGUCCACGAUGUCCGCCGCCAGCCCGAAAGUCGCCGUCGUCACUGGAGCCGCGCAAGGCAUCGGCCGCGGCAUCGCCUCCAAGCUCUCGUCCGACGGGCUCGCCGUCGUCGUCGUCGACCUCCCCACCAAACUCGAUGCGCUCACGCAGCUCGUCGACGAGCUCGGCGGUGCGUCGAAGGCGCUCGCGCUCGCGUGCGACGUCUCCAGCGAGGAGCAGGUGCAGCAGGCGAUCGACCAGACCGUCCAGACCUACGGCCGACUCGACGUGAUGGUGGCGAACGCGGGGAUCGCGGGGCAGGGCGGCUCCGUCGCGGAAGCAAACGUCUCGGAGUGGGAAGACCUGUGGCACGUCAACAUCCGCGGGACGCUCCUGUGCUACAAACUCGCGGCCCAGCAGAUGAUCAAGCAGGGAUGGGGAGGGCGCAUCAUCGGCGCAUCCUCCGUCGCAGGCCAGCGCGGCAUCGCGGGCCUGGGCGCGUACUCCGUCUCCAAGGCCGCAGUCAAAUCGCUCACCCAGACGUCCGCACUGGAGCUUCGCGAACACAAGAUCACGGUCAACGCCUACGCGCCGGGUCUGAUCGAAACUCCAAUGACGGUCGGAUUCAUGGCGCGUCGUCAGGCAGCGGCGAACCUCACCGACACCCGAAAAUACCUCGGCCUCGGCUCGGAACUGAGGGUAGGCACCCCAGCAGAAAUCGCCGCCCUCGUUUCGUAUCUGGUCUCCGAUGCAGCGUGGUUCGUCACAGGCCAGACCAUCUCAAUCGACGACGGCGCUCACCUCUGA